AUGGCUUACUCAUCGGCGGGAAGCGAAAUUGGCUACAUUGGCUUUUUAAUUUGGUUUUGGGUUGAACUAUUGCUUCCUGCAAGAACGGCUACUUCCAACUACCAGUAUCGGCAGGGCGUAGAGUACGAUAAAAACGUAAAACCAGGCACCCUCACGGAUGUGUCCGUAUCGCUGUACAUUAACCGUAUAUCAGGCGUGGAUGAAAACAAGGAAGAAAUUUCCUUUGAUGUUUUCCUGCAAAUAACGUGGGAAGAGCUCCGGAUACAGCCGGUCCUGGCGGCCGGCAGUAUGGUGGGCGAGUACGUGGAGUUGACCAAGGCCGACAGGGACAUGCUAUGGGUGCCGGAUCUGUACAUUAGGCAGCUGCGUGAAAUGAAAAUGCUAACACUGUUCGAGGAAAUUUCCAGCCUGCGGUUGUACGAAAACAGCACCAUCAGCUUGAGCAUAGGAGCCACCAUUAUCAUUAAGUGUGACAUGGACUUUGUGCUUUACCCGCUGGACGUGCAAAGAUGUCCUGUUGAUUUCAGCAGUUAUAAAUACCCCGUGAAAGAUCUAAGAUUUCGCUGGAGAUCCGAAAAUGCGCUCUCCUUCCCCAAUGACUUUGGGGAUGGUUUUUUUCGGCUUCCAAAAUAUGUGGUUUCAUUUUACACCGAACAAGAAUCACAAAUAGUCAAUUAUAGCGAUGAUAAUCAUAGUUCAGCUAGACUAGAGAUCACCCUGUCGAGAGAAGUAAAAAGUUAUCUGUUGGAAAAUUACCUUCCUUCUACAUUGUUCGUAUCCAUAUCGUGGGGUUCAUUCGUCGUCGUACCAGAAAUCGUACCGGGGCGAAUGGUCCUGCUAGUAACUACACUGCUCUCAUUGAUUACCAUGUUCGACACCGUGCGGAACAAUUCGCCGGAUGCAUUAGAACUUAAGUGCCUUGAGGUGUGGCUCAUAUCAUGUACUUUAUUCGUGUUCUUCGCAUUGAUGGAGUACUUUAUCGUGCUGUUUGGCAUACGAUACGAUAAGCAUUGGCGAGUGGCCAAGGCGCAUCACCAGCAUGCAUGCGCAUCGAUGAUCCCUCCUCCUUCCAUUACUCUGCAAUCAGCAGUGACGAUGGCUCAACAAAACACUACGAUAGAUGCUUCGCGAGAAAAUGGCCUAGAACAUACCACGCUAAAAGUGACUGGUAAUAACAAAAUUCAGCCCCAUGAUCACAACAAAACGCCAUCGCAUUCGUCGGCGUCUCUUGGCAAUAUCCAGGAUACUGUUCAAAAUGCCCAAAAAGUAUCGUCUGUAAUGACAAGAAAAAGGUUUCGAAACGUGGCAGAUGUUGCCUUGCUAUACGCAGGAUCGCAACGGGGCAGAUUGGAUCAGCUUUCUUUGAUUAUUUUUCCAGUCAGCUUUCUAAUAUUCACAAUUUCCUAUUGGACCAUGUACCUAACGGAAUCAAAAAAGAAACUUUAA
Molecule: messenger RNA, 1446 nt
Organism: Anopheles nili
Lineage: Eukaryota; Metazoa; Arthropoda; Insecta; Diptera; Culicidae
Product: glycine receptor subunit alpha-2-like
Exons: 9
Coding region: 1-1446 (481 amino acids)
Biological process (GO): regulation of membrane potential; chemical synaptic transmission; signal transduction
Cellular component (GO): synapse; membrane; neuron projection
Molecular function (GO): chloride channel activity; transmembrane signaling receptor activity; extracellular ligand-gated monoatomic ion channel activity
Source: RefSeq, a predicted model, not a curated record